This is a messenger RNA of Teleopsis dalmanni, 396 nucleotides long. RefSeq lists its product as uncharacterized. The record is from RefSeq and is a predicted model, not a curated record. NCBI's taxonomy places the organism in Eukaryota, Metazoa, Arthropoda, Insecta, Diptera, Diopsidae. The transcript is spliced from 2 exons. Bases 19 to 396 code for a protein of 125 amino acids. Gene Ontology annotation, molecular function: protein binding.
CUUUACAAUAAUUUCCAGAUGAAUGACACUUUCCAACAACCUGGCAGAUGGCAUGAUUUCAUACUCACACCCGAACAUCGUCCAGCAUCUGAGCCGCUUACACACAUCAUGUCCUACACCAUAAAGAAUCUACAUCCGGGCGCUUACUAUGAGGCGAUUGUGCAGGCUAAGAAUCGUUACGGCUGGAAUGAGGUUAGCGAUAUUUUUCAAUUUAUUGUUGCCAGCAACAAUGUGGAUAUACCACCUGAGGAUGCUGAAGUGGUUGCCAGCUCGAAAUCACGCAGCAACGGUGGCCUCGGCUUGCAGCCGCUCUCCCUACAAUUUAUUGCGUUCAACGCGUUGCUUGCGGUUCUACUGAUUAUCAAUCAAAGCAGACGUGGAUUUUGUUUCGGAUAA